AUGAAGGCAGUCAGCGGGUUGUUGUACGUUACUCUCAUCCUUCUACCUACUUCAAACAGUCAGUCACCAGCAGAAAACGACUCUUAUACGGAGUGCACAGAUGGCUAUGAGUGGGAUGCGCAGACCCAGCACUGUAAAGAUAUAAACGAAUGUGAGACGAUCACUGAGGCGUGUCAGGGAGAGAUGAAAUGCUUUAAUCAUUACGGGGGUUACAUGUGUCUGCCUCGCUCCGCUUUUGUCAUCACCGCCCCUGAACCUGUCAGCCAAUCAGAGUUGAGUCUGCCUUCUGUGGAAACCAGUGAUACGUUCAAUCCCUGUCCUGUGGGCUACGAGGCCCAGGGCGAGAGCUGUGUAGAUGUAGAUGAAUGUGAACUGGGCCUGCAUAACUGUCAGCCCAGUCAGGAGUGCAUUAACACAGUGGGUACCUUCACCUGCCAGUGUCCAGAUGGCUACAGCAAGAUUGGCGUGGAGUGUGUUGACAUUGAUGAGUGCAGGUAUCGUUACUGCCAGCAUCGCUGCAUCAACGUGCCUGGAUCGUUCCGCUGCACAUGUGAUCCGGGCUUCCAGGUGGCGGGAAACAACCGAUCAUGUGUUGAUGUAAAUGAGUGUGAAAUGGGAGCUCCAUGUCAGCAGAGGUGCUAUAACACUUACGGGACGUUUCUGUGUCACUGCGAGCAGGGCUACGACCUCAGUCCAGAUGGUUUCACAUGCAACGACAUUGAUGAAUGCAGCUACUCCAGCUUCCUCUGCCAGUUCAGAUGUGUGAACGAACCAGGCAAAUUCUCCUGUAUGUGUCCAGAAGGCUACCAGCUCCAGGCAUCACGCCUCUGCCAGGAUGUGAACGAGUGUGAGUCAGGCAGCCAUCAGUGUGUGGAGGGACAGACCUGUGUGAAUAUCCAUGGAGGGCACAAGUGUGUGGACUCAAACCGCUGCCAAAGUCCCUACAUCCAAGUUGCAGAAAAUCGCUGUGUGUGCCCUGUGGGAAAGCCAGAAUGUCGAAAUCUGCCGUUCUCCAUUGUGCAUCGCUACAUGAGCAUCACCUCCGAGCGUACUGUGCCCUCUGAUAUCUUUCAGAUUCAGGCUACUAGUGUCUAUCCUGGUGCUUAUAACACCUUUCACAUCCAGUCCGGGGACGAUGGGCGAGAUUUCUACAUCCGGCAAAUAAACAACGUCAAUGCCAUGCUGGUGCUGGCCAAGGCGGUGAGUGGACCGAAAGAUUAUGUCCUGGACCUAGAGAUGGUAUCAGUCAACCCACUUAUGAGCUACCAGAGCAGCUCCACCCUGCGCCUCUCUAUCUACGUAGGACCUUAUGCUUUCUAG
Molecule: messenger RNA, 1320 nt
Organism: Trichomycterus rosablanca
Lineage: Eukaryota; Metazoa; Chordata; Actinopteri; Siluriformes; Trichomycteridae
Product: EGF-containing fibulin-like extracellular matrix protein 2
Exons: 10
Coding region: 1-1320 (439 amino acids)
Molecular function (GO): calcium ion binding
Source: RefSeq, a predicted model, not a curated record